Molecule: messenger RNA, 1375 nt
Organism: Ictalurus furcatus (blue catfish)
Lineage: Eukaryota; Metazoa; Chordata; Actinopteri; Siluriformes; Ictaluridae
Product: gamma-crystallin M2-like
Exons: 1
Coding region: 734-1000 (88 amino acids)
Biological process (GO): visual perception; lens development in camera-type eye
Molecular function (GO): structural constituent of eye lens
Source: RefSeq, a predicted model, not a curated record
CUGAAUCACAUGGAACGGUAAUAAAAGCCGUCCUCUGUGCGAUGUUGCUUGCUCAGGGGGUUUUGACAAUGAGGUGUUGGACAGUUUUUUUGGGAUCAGUCAGGUAUAAAUACAAGGAUUUAACAGUGGAAGAGUGUGCGUCCAUCACCAGUUGGUAACAUCUCCAACAAAGCCUUCAAACCGCCCACUGGAACCAUGGGGAAGGUAAGAACGGGUUUGUUUCUAAAAAUAUCUGCGAUCCUUGUUGCUUUAGGAAAAAGAUGAGUCAUGUCUCAUGGGUCUUUUUUUUUUUUUUCUUCAGAUCAUCUUCUACGAGGACAGGAACUUCGGAGGCCGCUCCUAUGAGUGCAGCAGCGACUGCUCCGACAUGUCACCCUACCUGAACCGCUGCUACUCAUGCAGGGUCGAGAGUGGCUGCUGGAUGGUCUACGAUCAGAACAACUACAUGGGGAACCAGUAUUUCCUCAGGAGGGGCGAGUACGCCGACUACAUGAACAUGUGGGGAUGGGGCACGAACAACUGGAUCAGAUCUUGCCGCAUGGUCCCCAUGGUACGUUUAAGUUUAGGUCACAAAGUAUUCCCUCGUAGAGGUUCAUGAAAAUCGACUUAGUUUAUAUACAUCACGUGUAAUUGGACGUGAUUGUCCCAUCAUCGUGUGAAGUAAGAGAUGUUUUAGGAAAAUAAUCAGUGACGAUGUGGUGUGUCCUCGAAACAGUACCGCGGCGCCUACAGGAUGAGGAUGUACGAGAGGGAGAACUUCAUGGGCCAGAUGAUGGACGUGACUGACGACUGCGACUCCAUCAUGGAUCGCUACCACUGGUCCAGCGGCUGCAUGUCGUGCCACGUGAUGGACGGCCACUGGCUCAUGUACGAGUAUCCUCACUACAAGGGAAGGAUGUGGUACUUCAGGCCCGGCGAGUACCGGAGCUUCAGGGACAUGAUGGGAAGCAGCGGCAUGAGGUUCAUGAGCAUGAGGCGCAUCAUGGAUUCCUGGUAUUAAAAGAAAAUGUGAAAAUGAGCUACUAUUAAAUAAAGAUUUAGGAGGAAAAAAAAAAUACCGAGUUGGGUUUUUUUCUUUCAGAGGCUGGGUAAAUAUAGAAAAAAAACACACAUCAAUUUAUUUCACAGUAUUGCUUUAAUUGGCCAUUUAACAGGAAAUAAAUUAAAGUGAAACAAGAGCUAAAAAAAAAAAAAAGGCAUUCAAACAUAUCAGAUUAAAUCUUGACCACACUUCCCACGCUUACACCAAUACUGAAGCCAUUUUCUUACACUGAGAUUACAACAAACCAUGCUCAGGCGCUAAAAAAUAAUGAAAACAUAAUGUUAUGACUCGCUUAAGCUCAAUUAUGCAGCAAUUUGCGCCAUAAUGCCCAUA